AAUGUAAGUGUGUUGAAGUUUCAAGGUCAACCUUUUCUGAAACUUUUGCCUUAAAUGAAUACUGCAGCUCUAGAAAGGAACGGGAUUGACUUACUGCUACUCAACAAACAUGAAUGAACUUCGACUGAAAAGUUGCUCAAGUUCCUGACAGGCUGAUUGGAAGCAUUGACUGAUGCUGACCUGAGACAAUUAUUGGUGUUAAGAAAACCUGGAAUUUAUCCCUGCCACGAUGGCGGAGCUUACAACUCUCGAUAGCCUGCUGGAGAUGGGCUUUGACAGAAACAGGGCAGAGAGAGCUGUGGCCAGCACGGGGAACCAGGGAAUAGAGCAAGCCAUGGACUGGUUAAUGGCACACGAGAAUGACCCAGACAUCGAUGAGCCCUACGUUCCUCCUGUGGGGAACGUCCUGGGAGAAGCUGCAGACACCCAGAGCGGCACGGAGCCGCCCACACGGGAAGACCCCGCUGAAGGAACAGCAGAAGGAGACGGCAGCUUUGUUGAAGAUGAGGAAAAUAAGCGGCCGAUGUCAGAGGAGGAAAAGCAGGAACAAGUCAAAAGACUAGAGGAGCUGAUGCGAGUGAAGCAGGCGGAGCGGCGAGAGCGGGAGCGCGCCGAGGAGGUGGAGCGCGAGAAGCAGAGGAGGAGACAAGGCCAGGAGCUGCAGCAAAUCCGCCAAAAAAUACAAGACGACGAGAUGAAAAAACUGGCUGAGCAGCGCAGGAGAGAGAAGAUGGAGGACAAAAUGGCCAGACAAAGAGUCAAAGACAAGAUCGCGCGGGACAGAGAGGAGCGAGCUCAAAAGUUUGGGGGCGGUGCUGCCUCGACCACAUCCGCCUCGUCUCAACCUAACUUACCCAGUCCAUCCUCCCCCACCAGUCAGGGCCCGCCACCCAGCAAAAAGGAGUAUGAUGAGUCCAGGAUACAGGUCCGCCUCCUGGAUGGCUCCACCAUCACGGCAGCCUUCAAGGCCCAGGAGCCUCUGGCUGCGGUGCGGGUCUACAUACAGAUGAACAGUAACACCCCAGAAGGUCAGGAUUUCACGCUGCUGUCGCCCUACCCUCGCCACAUUUACACUGAACAGGACAUGGAGAAGCCCCUCAAAGAGCUGGGUUUGGUGCCUUCAGCUGUGCUGGUUGUCUCCAAGAAAUGAGUCCAGGAGGAUCUGCCGUGUGGCCUACCUCACCACCUGCAUCAACACCAUAAACACCUAAACCGGGAGGAUCCAGAACACAACCGCCACCUUUGGGUGUCACUCAGUAAGCCAGCUGUUUGACCUGCAGAAGUCUAGAGACUCUGAAAUGUAGAGAUAAUUAUGUUGGUCAGUGCUUACAGUGAGUUGGACCUUCAACUUUUACCAACUGAAGAAAGCAAACAGCUGGCUUCUGACUGAAACCUCUUCCAGGAUCACUUUCAGAAAAGUCUUUCAUUUUUAACCGGAUCCUUAUGCGCCUCUGACUGACAGGACCUUAGAGAUAAUCCCAUUCUUCCUGAUUUUGUAAGAUUCUACUUUUUUUUUUUUAUCAUUCAGAUGUAUCAACAGUUCUGUCUGCAUUGUCACCAAAAAUCACAGACAAUAAAACUGACUUGGAGAACAGAAAGAUCCAAGUUUCUGAAAUAUGGAA
This is a messenger RNA of Oryzias latipes (Japanese medaka), 1622 nucleotides long. It is a transcript of the gene ubxn1, whose product is annotated as UBX domain protein 1. Gene Ontology annotation, cellular component: cytoplasm; nucleus. Gene Ontology annotation, biological process: negative regulation of protein ubiquitination; negative regulation of proteasomal ubiquitin-dependent protein catabolic process; negative regulation of protein K48-linked deubiquitination. Gene Ontology annotation, molecular function: K48-linked polyubiquitin modification-dependent protein binding. The record is from RefSeq and is a predicted model, not a curated record. NCBI's taxonomy places the organism in Eukaryota, Metazoa, Chordata, Actinopteri, Beloniformes, Adrianichthyidae.